AUGCUGCCAACCACUUCGGUUAAUUCUCGGAGCCAGGGCAACGGUGCGCUGAGCUCCAGAGAUGCUGCAAGGCACACAGCUGGAGCAAAACGCUACAAGUACCUGCGGAGGCUCUUCCACUUCCGACAGAUGGACUUUGAGUUUGCUCUCUGGCAGAUGCUUUACCUGUUUACUUCACCACAGAGAGUUUAUAGGAACUUUCACUACAGAAAACAAACAAAGGACCAAUGGGCGAGAGAUGAUCCUGCUUUCUUAGUACUUCUCAGUAUCUGGCUCUGCGUGUCUACUGUAGGAUUUGGAUUUGUGCUGGACAUGGGGUUUUUUGAAACAAUAAAGCUGCUACUUUGGGUUGUAUUCAUAGACUGCGUAGGUGUUGGCCUCCUGAUUGCAACUCUAAUGUGGUUCAUUUCUAAUAAGUACUUGGUGAAGCAGCAGAACAGAGACUAUGAUGUGGAAUGGGGAUAUGCCUUUGAUGUUCAUCUGAAUGCUUUCUAUCCACUUCUAGUCAUUUUGCAUUUUAUCCAGCUGUUUUUCAUCAACUAUGUCAUCAUAUCCGAUUCCGUCGUUGGGUAUUUUGUUGGGAAUACAUUAUGGCUGAUUGCAAUUGGCUAUUACAUCUAUGUGACAUUCCUAGGAUACAGUGCAUUGCCCUUUUUGAAGAACACAGCUGUUCUUUUGUAUCCGUUUGCACUUCUCAUCAUGCUCUAUUUGAUCUCAUUAGCGUGUGGAUGGAACUUCACCAAGAUGCUUUGCUCCUUUUAUAAAUACAGAGUGAAAUAAAACCAGGACUUCAGCUAUCUAAUGUUUAUUUUGUUUUUAUCUUAGCUGUCUUGACAGUAAAGAAAAACUUAAGAACAUUUUGUAAAUGGUUGUAAAUUUCUCUUUAUUGUAGAUAAUUGUGUAAAAAAAGUUUGAAGUGUCCUUUUUUUAUUAAAAUAUUUACAACAGUAAACA
Cariama cristata (Red-legged seriema) is the source of this 954-nucleotide messenger RNA. It is a transcript of the gene UNC50, whose product is annotated as unc-50 homolog (C. elegans). The transcript is spliced from 5 exons. Lineage: Eukaryota; Metazoa; Chordata; Aves; Cariamiformes; Cariamidae. The record is from RefSeq and is a predicted model, not a curated record. Gene Ontology annotation, cellular component: Golgi membrane. Bases 1 to 780 code for a protein of 259 amino acids.